Adineta ricciae is the source of this 351-nucleotide messenger RNA. NCBI's taxonomy places the organism in Eukaryota, Metazoa, Rotifera, Eurotatoria, Adinetida, Adinetidae. The record is from the annotation of a GenBank genome assembly.
AUUCAAAAACAUCGGCUUCAAUGUUCCAAAGAAGAACCAUCAUGUCUUUUAAGCGCAGCUGUUGGAGAUUUCAGUCGACAAUGUGUUACUAACAAUCGCGAUGAAUAUUCUGCUGAAAUGAGCUUACAACUGUCGAAUAGUUUAUGCAUAAUCGAUAAUCCUUUGGCAUGUGCAGUUGUAAAACAAUAUAUCGAACAAUCUUCAGUAUUUUCUUCAGUAAUCAACACGAUAGACAACAAUGCAGCCACUAGUUCAGGAUUAUUAACAAGUAACGCUCAUCCUUUGGAUUCGUUAUUUUGGAAUGAUAGUUGCGUCGUGUUUCACAUUUUAAUCCCAUACGAAUUGCACUGA